Vigna unguiculata (cowpea) is the source of this 1363-nucleotide messenger RNA. RefSeq names its product WAT1-related protein At5g64700-like. NCBI's taxonomy places the organism in Eukaryota, Viridiplantae, Streptophyta, Magnoliopsida, Fabales, Fabaceae. Gene Ontology annotation, cellular component: membrane. Gene Ontology annotation, molecular function: transmembrane transporter activity. The record is from RefSeq and is a predicted model, not a curated record.
AUAUAUAUACACGUUUGUGUUGGUUUGAAACACUCACCACCACUUCAUUAUAUCUCACACUCUCACUCAAAGCCAUACACAAAAAAAGAAGAAACAAAAUGAAAGGAAACAAUCCAUAUUUGGUUGUGAUUCUUAUACAAGCCAUUUAUGCUGCCAUGUUUCUUCUCUCAAAAGCUGCAUUCGAUCAUGGCAUGAACAAUUUCAUCUUCGUCUUCUAUAGACAGGCCAUAGCAACCAUCUUUUUGACCCCUUUCACUUUCUUCUUCGAAUGGAAAACAGCACCUCCUAUGCCCUUUUCCACCUUCUGCAAGAUUUUCUUCCUUUCUUUCUUUGGGAUCACUUUAAGCUUGGACGUAUAUGGUAUCGGGCUUAUUUACACCUCAGCAACUUUAGCUGCUGCUACCACAAACUGUCUUCCAGCUAUCACCUUCUUCUUGGCACUCCUACUAAGGAUUGAGAGUCUGAAAAUAAAGACCACCUCAGGGAUUGCUAAGUCCAUAGGCAUUGUGGCAUGUUUGGGUGGUGCAGCAACCCUUGCCUUUUACAAAGGUCCUUCCUUAAAAUUCUUAAGUCAUUUUCACCUUUUGGAUUAUCACAAAGGCCUACAACAUCAAGGUCAUGCUCAAUCGGGUGCAUGGAUAAAGGGUUGUUUCAUCAUGCUCCUCUCCAACACUUUUUUCGGGCUAUGGCUUGUACUGCAGGCUUUUAUCAUAAAAGGGUACCCUUCAAAGCUACUCUUCACAACUAUUCAGUGUUUCUUAAGCUCAAUUCAGUCUUUGGUCAUUGCCUUGGCCGUAGAAAGGGACUUUGAGCAAUGGAAGUUGGGUUGGAAUAUCAGACUCGUGGCAGUAAUAUACUGUGGAAUUAUGGUGACGGGUGUGACAUAUUACUUACAAACAUGGGUGAUAGAGAAAAAAGGACCUGUGUUUCUAGCCAUGUCAACACCACUGGCUCUUAUCAUUACAAUUUUGGCCUCUGCAACUAUCUUUGGAGAGAUUAUCAGUUUGGGAAGUGUUCUUGGAGGAUUCGUGUUGAUUCUUGGACUGUACAGCGUGUUGUGGGGAAAGAGUAGGGAACAUAUGCCAAAAGGCACACAAGACGUGGAACAACAGGCAUCUGCAAAAUGAGAUCGCAAUUGCCAUUUGUGAAGAUGAAGAUGCGCAUGCUAGCUUCAGAAUUUUGCAAACAACUAUAAUAUACCAUUGAUCAUAACAUCACAGUGCUUUAAGCCUGUGAAUAUGUAACGAAAGAGUAGAUUUAUAUGUAAAUGUUCAGCGACCCUUUUGGCAAAAAAACAAGGGUCAAUUAUCUUUUCAUUAUUAGGUUGUAAGGGCUUAUUUUAUUUUCAGUUAUCCUUUUAGUA